AUGGCUCAGCAGUUAAGUCUGAAGAUUGUGGUUCAAAACCUCAGAACCCACAUAAGAAGCUUGGUGUUCUAUCCAGGCCCAGCAGUGUGGAUGGGGGCAAACGGUGCAUUGCUGGCAUUCACUGGCCACAGGUCUAGCUCUAUGUUCAGCGAGAGACCCUACAGCAAGAGAAUGAGACAGUGUGAGGACAGUGACUGCUAUAGGAGACAGUAUGAGGAGAGUGACUGCUACAGGAGACAGUGUGAGGAGAGUGACUGCUACAACAGACAGUGUGAGGAGAGUGACUGCUACAGCAGACAGUGUGAGGACAGUGACUGCUAUAGGAGACAGUGUGAGGACAGUGACUGCUAUAGGAGACAGUAUGAGGAGAGUGACUGCUACAGCAGACAGUGUGAGGAGAGUGACUGCUACAACAGACAGUGUGAGGUGAGUGACUGCUACAGCAGACAGUGUGAGGAGAGUGACUGCUACAGGAGACAGUGUGAGGACAGUGACUGCUACAGCAGACAGUGUGAGGACAGUGACUGCUACAGCAGACAGUGUGAGGUGAGUGACUGCUACAGCAGACAGUGUGAGUGUGAGGAGAGUGACUGCUACAGCAGACAGUGUGAGGACAGUGACUGCUACAGCAGACAGUGUGAGGACAGUGACUGCUACAGCAGACAGUGUGAGGAGAGUGACUGCUACAGCAGACAGUGUGAGGACAGUGACUGCUACAGCAGACAGUGUGAGGACAGUGACUGCUACAGCAGACAGUGUGAGGAGAGUGACUGCUACAGGAGACAGUGUGAGGAGAGUGACUGCUACAGGAGACAGUGUGAGGAGAGUGACUGCUAUAGCAGACAGUGUGAGGAGAGUGACUGCUACAGCAGACAGUGUGAGGACAGUGACUGCUACAGGAGACAGUGUGAGGAGAGUGACUGCUACAGCAGACAGUGUGAGGACAGUGACUGCUACAGCAGACAGUGUGAGGACAGUGACUGCUACAGGAGACAGUGUGAGGAGAGUGACUGCUACAGCAGACAGUGUGAGGAGAGUGACUGCUACAGCAGACAGUGUGAGGAGAGUGACUGCUACAGGAGACAGUGUGAGGAGAGUGACUGCUACAGCAGACAGUGUGAGGACAGUGACUGCUACAGCAGACAGUGUGAGGUGAGUGACUGCUACAGGAGACAGUGUGAGGUGAGUGACUGCUACAGCAGACAGUGUGAGGUGAGUGACUGCUACAACAGACAGUGUGAGGUGAGAGACUGCUACAGGAGACAGUGUGAGGUGAGUGAGUACUACAUGAGGCAGUGUGAAGAGAGAGUAAAGAUGUCAGUCAUCUUGUUAAUAUGA
Molecule: messenger RNA, 1338 nt
Organism: Apodemus sylvaticus (European woodmouse)
Lineage: Eukaryota; Metazoa; Chordata; Mammalia; Rodentia; Muridae
Product: keratin-associated protein 16-1-like
Exons: 3
Coding region: 1-1338 (445 amino acids)
Source: RefSeq, a predicted model, not a curated record